AUGCUAAUCGCGAACGAGGAAACACCCUUGCUGAACGGAUCCCGAUAUGAGGCUCAAGCGGGUACGGCGACGCGACUCAGGGGGGAGAAAUGGCGGGUAUUCGGUGUGGUAGCGGGUGCUGGGUUCCUAUCUGUCUCGACGUUCUGGAUAUACUAUAUCGAUUGGCGAUCCAUGCUCUUGAUCCUAGGCGGACCAUCCAUGGUAGAGAGUUUCCUACGAGAUUUCUCUCUUUUACUAUCAGCUACAGUCGGCGUCCUCCUCGCGUCCAUCUAUUCCACGAUCCAUGGCAAACGCAAAGUCCUCCUCUGGACGACUUCAUCCAUCAUCCUCGGUUCCCUCCUAGUCUCAACCUCUCAAAACAUCACCUGGCUCCUCCUCGGACGCAUCUUCCAAACACUCGGCACGACCCCCACUUGGUCUGUCGGGAUCGGGAUUCUGGGCGACACCUUCAGACGUGAACAGAGGGGCAGGGCUAUCGGCGGGUUUAUAUUUGUAUCGAUGUUGGGAGGCGUAGCUGCGCCUCACCUAUCUCACCUGAUGAAGCACCUCGCUCCCCACCUCUCCGUAUCCACUUACGACUCGUGGCGGCUCACCCAAGCCCUCCUCGCCAUCGCCUCCUCCGUCCUCUGGUUAACCCUCCGCCAAUCCACCUCCCUCUCGCGUCCGGCACCUCUAUGUCUCAACAUCGAAGGAUUCUCAGAGGACUCGCUCGUAGAAGGGUUACAUGAAGACUCGAGACCUGAACGAAUGGGUGGUAUCUCGGAGGACGAGUCGCGACUGGAAGAACGACUCGAACGACCACACCGGGGGAUUUUGAAUCCCUUCUCGCCGUAUGGGUUGUUACAUCUGAAGGAUGUUCUUCCUCUGUCAUUCGCUAGUGGUGCUCCCAUCUACUCCGCUACGUGUCGUACGUCCCGUCCUACUCUCACUCGCACUGCAGUAAUCGGAAAUGCUGAUUGGAAUUUGGAUGGGUGUGGGGUUAUAGUACUUUGGAUGGAGGUUUCCUCAUAUAGCUGGCCAAAGCACGCAGAUAAACUGGUCUACAGAUGGUACUUCCCUUCGCUCGCACUCGGGUUGGGUCUCGGCGCCCUCCUCGCAGGUUUCGCGACCGACUAUAUCCUCAUCCGACGCAUACAAGACCUCCUUCGUACCUCCUCCCACCAUGGCACCUCCCACCCACGCACCUUGAACUUUGAAUCAAGCUUCGACCGCCCCGACAAACGAUUCUUCGUCUCUCUCCCGGGCGCAUUCCUCAUCGCUCCACCUCUCGUAUUGGUCGGGUUUGUGUUGAAUUUUGCGAUGGGUGGUGGUGGGAGGGGUACUGGUGUUGGGUGGGCGUUGGCACCGCUUGAAUGGGCCUUGAUACCUUUCGGGAUGAAUGAAGUUGGGGUGAAUGGGUUUGGGCUGAGGGGUAUCAUCUUCAAUUGGGUGUUGUUCAUGCAAGAGGAAGGUGAAGGUGGAGGUGUUGGGCUGAACGUGAAUAAGUGGUUAGUCAUGGGGUGUUUGUUUCUGGUUGGACUUGGGACAUAUUCAACCUCCGUACCAGUCCUCACCUACUUCCUUGAAGUCGUACCGCAGUCAAGGAACGUGCAGAUUGUUGCUGCUUCAGAUGCACUCCAGAUCCUCGUCACCGGGAUCACCUUUACGAUCCUUGUCGUCCUUGCUUCAGCGUUUGGAACGAGUGUUGCGAAUGUUGUUGGGUGUGGGGUUGUUUUGAUGAGUCCUGUACUGAUCUUCUCUGUUAUACGUCGUCGGAAGAUGGCUGAACGGGAGGCUAUGGUUUCGGAAGGGGAGGAGCGUGGGUCUGGUGGUAGUGGUACGUCGCAGGAUGGGGGUGCUGGCUCGAGUGGGAGUGCGAACGUGAGUGGGAGCGCGAGCGGGAACGGACAUUUAUAG
Molecule: messenger RNA, 1896 nt
Organism: Coprinopsis cinerea okayama7#130
Lineage: Eukaryota; Fungi; Basidiomycota; Agaricomycetes; Agaricales; Psathyrellaceae
Exons: 12
Coding region: 1-1896 (631 amino acids)
Biological process (GO): transmembrane transport
Molecular function (GO): transmembrane transporter activity
Source: RefSeq, a predicted model, not a curated record